This is a messenger RNA of Rotaria sp. Silwood2, 1989 nucleotides long. The record is from the annotation of a GenBank genome assembly. Lineage: Eukaryota; Metazoa; Rotifera; Eurotatoria; Philodinida; Philodinidae.
AUGAAAGACAACGCUGACAAUAGUCAUGCUUACCAACGAUUUCUUCUUGUUCAGGAGUAUUCGAAGAAAUCCACAGGCUUUCCACCAUUGAAUGUUUUGCAACAUUUGACAUUAUGUUUACAGUAUCUCAUUACUCGAUGUCAAAAUGAGGCAAACGCUAUUAUAUAUGGUCCCCUUUUCAUUAAUAAUAAAUCAAGCUGGGCUAUUCAUAAUUUUAUUUCAUUCAGUAGUAAAGAUCAAGUCAAAAUAGAUGGUUUUAUCAACAAAGUUUCAGUUCAUUUUUCAACAGCGCCCACCGUUAACAAACCUGAAAUAUGGCUAUUUGUAAUGAAAGCUGGAAGCAUGGGGAACGAAUUCGAUAUUGUUCGAUAUAAACGAUUGCAAAAUAUAAAGAAAAAGACUGGCAUACAAACAUUCUCUGAUCUCAACAUGGAAAUUAAAAAAGACCAAUAUCUGGCUAUACGAUUUUCAUUAGGAGCUGGAAAUCCAAUUAUUGUAGAUGGCGAUCAAUAUUAUAGUGAUUUUGAGUAUGAGCCUCAUGAGGCUACUGAUAUUCCAUUUAAAAUUUUUAAAAAUAAACGAAUUGCAAUGAAUUUUCGAGUUGUGCCAACUGGUUACGCAAGUAAUUCUAAAUUUCUCCGCUGGUUGCGAUACGAUUGCUUGCCUGUGAUCAAUGAAUAUCAAGUUCUUGAUCCAUUUGUAUCAAUCAAUGUAUUUUGGUCAAUGAAUUUAGAUGAAAAACGUACAGCAGUCUGUUCAACUGAUAAUGAUUCCAUUAUGAUACCACGAUACUUCAAAAAGGUUCGUUUUCAAAUUAAUGCACUUGAGAAUUAUGGUGUAGAGGAUGCCAAUGUUCAACAGAAGAUAAACUAUUACUAUUUUCAAGAUGAAAAUCGAAUCUUGUUUCCACCAGGUACAAUAUUCAAAGUUGAGCAUUGUUCGAAAUCAAAUAUGGACGACGAUUCAUAUUCUAUUCAGUUGAAACUAGCAUCAUUAGAUAUUAUAGUAUUUGAAUUCGGUGAAAUUGUUAACUUUUGGCUAAACAAUGAACAUCUGAAAACAAACCAAGCUUCACUCGCUCGUUUAAUGAUGCAAACAGGUCGACUAGAUGAAGCUGAAAAAUAUUAUGAUAAAUUAUUAAAUAAAUAUUUUGCAAGAUAUGAUUCAUUGAAAAAAUAUUUUUACUAUGGUUUGGGCAAUGUGGCAUAUAAAAGAUACGAUUUCAGAAUAGCCAGAAAAUAUUAUAUACAUGCACUGGGUACAGAUAAUCACGAAAAGAAUGAUGAAAAGAACAACACAACAAUGAAUGUGAAUAAAGAAUCACAAAAUGUCAUUUUAACUACAAUCAGAUCCUGCGAUCCAUUAAUUGAUAUGUCCUUCUUAGGAGAUGAUGGUCUCUUCAGAGCAAGAAUCACAUAUGCAUUAGCCAACACAUACUUUUCUGAGAAGGACGAAACAAGGAUAUUUAAAAACCAUAUAGAAGCCUUGCGUCUAUUUACACAGUAUCAUAAAAAACCAAGCCUAGAUAUUGUUGAAUGUUAUAUUACUAUUGGAAAAAUUUAUACGAUUUCUGACGUAAAUAGGAACCAUGAUAAUGCAUUAAAAUACUUUAACGAUGCGGUAGCUGAGUUAGACAAAUGGGCUUCGACAUUUAAAUAUACACGAUGGAGAUAUUUGCCUUUCAAAAUUGUUCCAUUAUUGAAAAAUCUGGGUGAAUUGUUUCGUCAUAAACAUGAGUUUAAUAAAGCGUAUGCUUGUCAAUAUACAGUACUCUUGAUAUAUCAACGAUUUUCGAUUUGGAAAGAUUUUGAAGUAGGCUCUUUAUAUGAAGACAUUGGUCGAAUUUAUCAAGAAGAUAAAAAGUUAAAAAUGGCUUUAACAUUCUAUCACAAAGCUGCUGACAUAUAUUAUUGGUGUGAUAAUAAAACAAGAAACUCCUAUGUUGUUAUUCGGAAACUAAUUGAAGACAAUAUUUCUCAAAUGAAGUAA